CUGUCGCUCCAUUAUUUGUACAUCGGAUUUUAUCACAAUUAUACUGCUCAGUGCCACAAUCUGAGGUGAAAGGUAGCGACAAAUACAGAAUGCCUAUAGCUUCGCAUGACCAAAGUUCACAAUCCGCAAAAGCUGCAAGCAAAUGAGCUCUGUAAUGUUGACGAUAAACCAUGCAGGCGGCAGAUCUCUCGUGGACAGGUAUGGUGUACGACAUUUGCAUCGUUGGGGCCGGAUUAUGGGGUUCGUCAGCGGCCAGACACGCCUCGUUGCCUGGUCGCAAGGUGUGUCUUAUAGGACCCAGUGAACCACAGGAAAAGGAUCGCCCUUCGCGGGACAUUUUCGCCUCUCAUUAUGACGUCUCACGUACUGUGCGCAAAUAUCAGGGAAGUGAUCACAUUCGGAGUUUGAUGACAAUGAGAGCUUAUAAAGGUCUUCAAGAAUUGGAAAGAACCACAGGCAUACAACUCAACGCAGCAGUGGGUCACAUCAUGUAUGGAAAAGAUAUCGAAAGCAUAACGGUGCCAAUAGCCAAGGAAGAAGGUGUUCUCUUGACGGCAGAGGGCGUCCGUGAAAGGUAUCCAUACUUGGACACCAGUCGAUAUGGCGACACCGCCAUGUUGUUACCAGUUGACGCCGGCCACGCCAACCCUCGAAUGAUCGUCCGUGCGCAGCAAGAGGCAGCCGCCCUCCGAGGCUGUGAUAUUAUUGAUGACGUGGUGCAGUCCGUGGAGGAGUCGGGGAACCACACUCACGGCGAGCCAUUGAUGAGGGUUGUGAUUGAGAAAGGGCGUCCCCUCCUUGCAAAGAAGGUGUUACUGUGCACAGGCGCGUUCACACAGUUAAAGAAUCUUCUACCGCCCUCUACAAAACUGGAUUUUGGAAUUGACGGGACGUUCACAGUUCGACUGGAGGUUGGGGAAGACGAUUUGGAGAAGAUUUCCAGCAUGCCUACUAUGACAUCGUUCACAGACCCUGAAUCGAACUGUUACAUGCUUCCGCCGAUAAAGUACCCGGAUGGGAAAUACUACGUGAAGCUAGGACCAGGCUACCAGGACCAGCGAAGACUGACCAGCCUCAAGGAAGUCAAAGACUGGUUUCUGUCUAAGCCCGAUCCGAAGUUGGUGGAAAAAUACAGAGAUUUGCUUUUGAGUAUCGUUAAAGGUUUCAAUCCAAUGUCCGUCAAAACCGAUAUGUGUGUAUGCUCACGCACGCCGACCGGACUCCCCUACUGUGAUAUGGUAUCGUCCAAGGUCGGCCUUGCGAUUGGUGGAAACGGCUUUGGGGCGAUGCUAUCUGAUGAGGUGGGGAGGAUGGCCGCUGAGAUGAUCGCUGGAGGGGAGAAUUGGAAUCGAGACAUACCGAGGGAGAUGCUGAAGGCUCAGUUCAUCACACCGCCUUCAAACUUGUGAUUUAAUAAUGCAAUAGCUCACCGAUAAUUCUCUUCUUUGGGGUUUGGUAAAAACCAUCGUGCAUGAUCAUUUAGCCUUUUGGCAUUUCUUUUUCUUCGAAGCAACAAAAUUGCCAGAAAUCUGGCAUAGAACCUUCUCUGUUCGGUUGAUGCCACACAUUUAAAAGAAAUAAACCCCAAAAUUAAACAAAUUCACAAUUUUGAGGUUUCGUAGGCCCAUGUCAACGCAUGUAUUGCCAACGCAUAAAGUGUGCCCGCUAACACACUGUUUUAGAGCUACCUUAAAUGAUUGUUUUCUUUGAAACCAUUUGGUGCAAUAAUUUAAAAGAUACUUGGGAUCAGUUUAAUCUUCACUUUGAGUGAGUAUUUCACAUAUAAAUUGCUUGGUACUUGUCUGUGUGAUUACCAAUGUUCCUAACUGCCUUCAAUACGGCACUGUCAGGCAGAUAAAAGUGUCAAAGUACUGUGCGCCGUCUCAGAAGUUGACUUCUCAGUUUAAGCCUCUGUUUACAAAUGCUAGACUUUGUUCCAGUUUGUUGACUCAAAUAUUGGCUUGCCUUCAAUGAUUGUUAUCAUUUGUUUUAACUUCAACGUUUUUUUUUUUAUAGGAAAUUUCGUAAGAGAUGAAAAUAAUACACGGUCGGCAUGUGACAUCGUGGCAUCCAAUGCCGAGUUAAUGUAUAGGCUAUAAAUAUAACAACUGUUCCUUUGAACUGUGAUUCUGAUGUAAUAUGCAUAUUCAUGUAAACUCUGACCCAAACUGCAAUAAAUGUACAUUAUGAUAUAGUGUGGCCAAAUGACAAUAACGGCUCAUGCGUAAUGUGCAUGCAACUAACCCAAGAAAUGAAACUGUUGUGCAGGCUGCCCUGGUAAUGGUCUGUUAGGUCAGGGUAUUGCUCGACCUUAUAAGUGCCAUCUGACACGUACAGAUUGCCGACAGAGAACAUCAAAUUUCAUUUCCUUAUUUGCGGUUCAGUCAGUGAAACUGCAUUAAUUAUUAUGUGAUACUAACCACUGAGCUUUAGGUUUUUUUUCUCAAAGUAACAGUCUGGCAAACCUACAGAAUGGUAAAUUUUUGAUAACCAGAACAUUUAUUAUUUUAAUUAUGACAAAAGAUAAAAAAUACAAAGAGCGAAGAACUUUGCACUUUGCGAACUCAUGUCUGUGUAUUUUGAUAAUAAUGAUUUCCCUAUACUCUUCCGUAUUAAGCAGUCGCGAUUGCGCACGUCGUGUUUACAAAGCCACAUGAAUACACUUCCCAAUCUUCCUUUAUCGUUAGAAGUUGCUUUGGUUUUUUUGUUUGUAAAGAUGACAUGAACUCAGGGAAACCCGAGGCCAGCCUUUCCACCGGAUGUGUAGGGACUGCAAAGUAGACUGUUGUCACAAUUCUGCCACAUGCUGCAAGUUGAAGCAUCUGGUGGAGCAUCUGAACUUCUGAAACAUCUUUCAAAAAAGUUGUGCCUGAAAUUAAAAAAAAAAGUAAUCAAAAUUUGAUGCAGCCUCAAAAUAUAUGUAAUACCAAAACCGUUUUGCAGUUAAUGCCGUCUUUAUUUCAUGAGUCAUUUUGUUUUAAUAAAAGGGUACUCAACAAUAAAAUCAAUCAAUAAAAGA
Messenger RNA from Patiria miniata (bat star), 3019 nucleotides. RefSeq lists its product as uncharacterized. Gene Ontology annotation, molecular function: sarcosine oxidase activity; flavin adenine dinucleotide binding. The transcript has 5 exons. The record is from RefSeq and is a predicted model, not a curated record. The coding region runs from base 171 to 1409 and encodes 412 amino acids. Lineage: Eukaryota; Metazoa; Echinodermata; Asteroidea; Valvatida; Asterinidae.